Molecule: messenger RNA, 1818 nt
Organism: Podarcis muralis (Common wall lizard)
Lineage: Eukaryota; Metazoa; Chordata; Lepidosauria; Squamata; Lacertidae
Gene: BBS10
Product: Bardet-Biedl syndrome 10
Biological process (GO): chaperone-mediated protein complex assembly; protein refolding
Molecular function (GO): ATP binding; ATP-dependent protein folding chaperone
Source: RefSeq, a predicted model, not a curated record
GGGGAAAAAAUGAGGUGUUUGCCGUUGCCAUGGAGCCGAAUAGGGAGAGCGAAGCUGGACAGCGACCCUAGCUGAGACGUAAAGUGUGUUUAAGAGAUUCAACGGGCGUCUGGGAAAGGCUUCAGGGUGCUUACUGCGCAAGUGCUUGGAGCAUGCGCAGUGCGGAAGAGUGGGCCUCCUGCCCUCGCGCUGGCACUGCGAUGGCAAAGCUGAGGGGAACGUGCCUGAGGAACUGAAGUGGGGAGGAGGGCGUUCGCCGCGCGGCAGAAUAAAGAGGGUUUUUUGUUGGUUUUUUUCAUUUAAGCCACGGCCUGUGCUCCUGAGCAUGUACAGAGUGCCUUUUGCCUCACCGCCACAGAAUAACUCGCAGGCCAUUGGGGACUGAGGAGAAGGAAGAAACUGCCACGGCCCGGCAUACUCCUGUAGCGCAGUACCACUUGGUUCCUCGCUUUUAAACUACGUAAAAGAUGAGGGGCAGAAUAAAAACUAACGGACGACGAAGCUUUGAAAAUAACAACGAAGAGGCGGGGCCGUGCUGCUCAACCAAUCGCAAGGCUGGGCGAGGAGCGCCUGACGUCACGGCGUCGCCGAGAGGACGUCGAACGACCGCGCGCCCCCACGCGGGCCGAGAUUCCGUUGCCAUGGCGACCGCGCAGCGCUUGGGACCGGGGCGGCUGGCGCAGGAGGCCGGCGCGCUCGCUGCCGUCGUCCGGGGCUCCGUGGGGCCUCGAGGAGGGCACGUGCUGCUCACCCGCCCCACGGGGGAAGUGCUGCUUUCCAGGGACGGGCGGCGCGUGCUGGAGGCCUUGAACGUCGAGUCGCCCACCGCCCGAAUGAUGAUUUCAUGCAUUUCCGCACACUGCAAUUUGACUGGGGAUGGUGCUAAAACGUUCAUCGUAAUUCUCUCCAUUUUACUUCAAGAACUUGAAAAACUUGUUAAAGGAGGUAGUCCUUCCUGUUAUGAGAAGAUCCAAGGAAGAGAGAAUUGUAAAGAAAAUUUUUACAGACUGAAACAAGUUUCCCAGCUUCUUAUAACGAUCCAGAUGGACAUUCUAGAUUACAUAGUGACAAGAGACCUUGAAAAGCAUUUUCAUUCAGUAUUUUCUGUUUCUGACAAAGAAAUAAGUAUGAGCACAAUGGGGUUGGUACUGGAAGCUUAUUUUUCUGGGAAAGUAGGAAUCAAUAGACAAAAGUUUCUUUCCCAGUUAAGCUGUGAUUUCUACUUCAGAGUUACUGCUGGUAAAAAUAGGAGUGAAGUCCUAUGCUUUGUGGAUGACUGUUUUGCUGAGUUGCAUACUACUGUGACAGGCCUCCCUGUUUCAAGUUCAAGAAUCCUAGAUGGGCUUAUUCUUCACAGAGACUUUGCUGUGUACUGUCCUGCAGAUGGUGACAAAAGAGUUCUAGUUAUAACAGAACCUAUCCAGCCUGCUUAUUCUGACUUGGGUGCUGAAGUUGUCAUAACUGCUGAAAAUCAACAUGGGGCAUCUAAAACCUGGAUUACAAAAAGAACAGAAGCUGUUCUAAAGCACAUGCGGGACAAUGACAUCAAGGUUUUAUUGUCAAGUGUAAAACAACAGGAAGCUGUUCAUAACUACGCAAAAAGCAGUGGCAUAUCUAUUGUAGAGUGCCUGUCCCCAGAGGAGAUAUCUCUUAUCUACAGGAUCACAAAUAUUUCACCUUUUAAGCCAUCUUUGGACAAUAUUCACACUGAAAUCACAGAAGCCGCUGUUGCAAAAUUUUGCCAGCCAUUGCACCUUGGCGCCAAAAGAUUUGUUCCAUAUAGGCUUUGAAAGGACGUGUGCCCUUCAGCUCCACUGU